AUGGCACGCGGCCGCCUUCGACUCACGGCAAGCCAGCAGCCUGGCAACCGUAAGGAGGUCUCCUUCGCGUUUCCCGACGGGGCGGACUCCAACAGCGGCGGCGACAUGCUCGUGAACCAGCUGCUGCCCAAGUACAAAGCCGCGAAGGCUGCCAAGGACGAGGACUCCAUCAAAGCGCUGGAGGUCGUCUGCCCUGCACUUGCAGCUGCAUUCCAGGCCCCUCCAGCAGAAUCACCAGAAGUACAGCUCGAGAGGCAGACAGCUUGCCUGCGACGCUUGCACGCGCAGCAGGAGAAGCUCAAGAACCAACUGGUGGCCAACGCCAAGGACGGCAAGGAGUUGGUGGGCAAGCUGGAGGAAAACGUCCAGGCCUGCGCAGAGACUCAGGCGGAAGUCACCCGCCUCACCAGCCUCACCACCACCGCCAGAGGCGCCAGCACCACCAAAUCGGAGAAAGACAGGUCCAGCGAGUCGGCCUUCCAGUUCCCCGAGCUGCCGGCCGAGGACGUCGAGCUCUUCACCCCUGAGCAGAAGAAGGCGUGUGAGGAGGCGCUCGGCCACGCGCAGAAGGCGCAGCAGGUGUACAAGAAGAACAUCGGGGAGCAGGCGCGCGAGGCGGCUGAGACCUUGCGCGAGCUCCGCGAGAAGGCCCAGCGCGAGGAGCCGCAGCUGCCCGAGCCGACCUUGGACUUCUCCAGCCCGCAGCACGUGGACGCGUUCAUCCAGAAGACGGCGGCCAUCAAGGCACGACGGGUCCCGUUCGGUAAGCGUCGCCAUGUCUCGAUCUUCUUCGGGGACGUGGCCAACUACGGGCCCAAGGUUAAGAAGUUCGUUGAAAGCGCGCCCUACGACCUCCUGGGUCCGCAGCAGAAGAGCAUCGACCACGACGCGCUGCAGGACAUCUCCGUCGUCCUCUGGAGGCUCCACUGCGCGACCUUCGCGUUCAUCGCGUGCUACCUGGACUGCUCCAUCGGUCUGGUUGGCAUCAACGCGAAGAAGCUCACCACGAUUAUCCGCAUUAUCAAGUCGCUGGACGUCCCCUGGCUGCUGGUGGGCGGAUUCAAGGCGACGCCGAGCGAGAUGAGCCGCUCGGGCUGGCUCGAUGCCUUGCAGGGCGAGGUCAUCACCCCCGAGGGCGUGGAGGUGACCUGCACCUCUGGCAAGGGCCGCAUCAUCGACUAUGUCAUCGUGCUUCACGGCUUCUGCCCCUUCGUGCAUCAAGUCUUACCUGUCCAGACGUUGCCGUGGGGGCCUCACAUUGGCCUCAACAUCACAAUCGCUUCGAGGCCAGCCUCAGUCCUCCUCGGGGUCCCAGUGCCCCCUGUGCCGCUUGUCACCCCAGUAGGAGAAGUGCGCGCACCAGAAGGCACCAAGAGGCAGCAGAGAGACCGCCAACGGCAUGCCCGCAGCAUGGAGGCCACCAACGACACUGAGGUGCUGCAGGUUGGGGAUCUCUUGACAGAGGAGACGGCCCACCUGCUGAGCGACCACUACACUACCAAGUGCCACUUUUGCUGCGAGGACGCCGACUGGGCCGUCAGCGUCAGGGAGGCCAAGGACAACGCGGCCUACUGCGAGGCGUCCCACACGAGCGACGCGCUGGCCAAGCACUACGCCGUCUGGACGAUCGCCGCUGAGUCGCAAUUGGCUGAGCUGCGCAACGUGGAGCCUCGACGAGGCGCCAGGGCCUCUGCCGUCACCAUGAAGCUCAAGGACCCGCACCUCCUGGACACGAGCAGGUGGGCGAGGCUGCACGCGCAGGGCCCCAUGGAAGAGGCGCGCCGCUUCCUGAAGAAGCUGGAGCACAGAGCGCUGGACGAGACCUGUGUCAACCCCUCUACGCUGGAGGAGCUGGCAGCGCGGCCGCACCACGACAGAGAGGGCCUGGUGACUGCUCUCAAGUCCUUCCCGAUGACCACGGGCAUUGGCGCGGACCAAUGGAAGCCGCGCCGCAUCCUCGCGCUCUCGGACCAGGGGCAGGACGACUUCGUGACACUCCUGAACACGGUGGAGAGGGGGCUAGCCUGGCCCCGCCAGCUGCUGAACAAAAGGUUCGCUCUCCUCCCGAAGGGCGACAGGCAGGUGAUCGGCAACGAGCGCGACAUCGGCCUCCUUCCCAUGCCCGUCCGCAUCUGGGGCCGCAUGGCGAAGACCCCGCUGACGGAGUGGCGCGACGCGGAGGCGGCCCACUGGGGCGCCGCCAUCAAGGGCAGCAGCGCGCUCCAGGCCGCCCUUAAGACCAUGGUCAUGGACGGGGCUCGGGCGCGCACCGUUUACAACGAGCAGGGCAACGUCCUAGUGGAUGUGGAGAGGUUCUACGGCUACAUGGACCUCUCACUCAUGACUGACCAGGCGAUGGCGCUGGAGUUCCCCGCGGCGGAGCUAUACCUGCGCUGCUUGACUUACACGGCGCCGCGCGUUAUCCGAGCACAAGGCGCCUACGCCGAAGAGAUCUACCCAGUCUGUUCCAUCGUGCCUGGCCGUGGCAAAGCCAACCAUUGUGCUGGGGCGUUGCUGUGCCGCCUCCUGGAGAAGGCCCACCAGCAAGCGCCCCUCGCCAGCGUCCGCCAGUGCGUUGACGACGUGCGCUCUAGGGUGGAGGGCCCCGCUGCUAUGGUGCUGGACCAGACCGAGCAGGUCAGUGUCAGCCUGGUGCAGGGCAUGCUGGACUUAGGCCUGCGGGUUUCUGCAACGUCCAUCCUCGCGAUGUCUAUGCCUGCUCACGAGCUGGAGGUUCAGAAGCACGUGCUCGCGGCCACUGGCAUCAAGAUCAAGAGAGCUAAGUGGGCCAAGGACCUAGGCAUCGACUGCAACGUGGACCAGCGGGCCAAGUACCGAUGCGCCGACCCAGCGGUGGGAGUUGCGCCCUCGGAGAUGAAGCUGAGACGAGCUCGAGCUGCUGACUUGGCAGGCCACGCGACAGGGGGCCGCUGCAUCGCCACGGUCAUGCUGCUUCCUUGCCAGGACGACGAGCCCAAAAUGAGUGCGCUCAUGGAUCAGGUCAAGAACUGGUUUCAGCCCUGGGUUGCGACUCCUGAUAUGCGUGGGCGUGUUCGACGGAGAUGGCGAGCUGUGCUCAAGAAGCUGAUCUGCACCAGACCGCGGGCCCGUUGGAAGUGCGUCACGGGCCCCAUGGGCGCGCUGAUCCUGUCCUUCCGCGAGCUGGGCUGGACACCUCGGGCCCCCGACGCGUGGGUCGACGACCAGGGCGACGAGUGGAGGCGCGUGAGCGACCACGAUUCCUGCGACGAGCUCUACCAAGCCCUAGGCGAAUCAGUUCGGCGCGAACUCUGGCGCGCCGCAGCCCAGCAUCCUGAAGGUCGUGGACUCGAGGAGGGCGGAGACCCACAGAAGCUGCGCCUCAAUGUCCGGCGCCUCUGUCGCAAGGACCAUCACCGAGAAGCCGGUGUUCUGGAAGCCAACGCGCUGGCCAGCACAUGGACAAAGGCUCGCGCCAAGGCUGCAGGCUGCGUGUGUGACUACGUAUGCAACAGAUGCGGUCUCUGGCGUGACACCAUCGGCCACCGCUUGAACGAAUGCACCGUGGACCGCCAGCUGGAGCACGAAUGGGCGGCCAGGACUGACGGCCUGUGCGAGGCCGCACUGGGAGACCUGAGUGAAGGAAAUAACGUUAGUUUUUGGACACGAGGGAUAGUUCCCCCGCCCUGGAACCCAGUGCCCAAGGCCCCCGAGUGA
This is a messenger RNA of Prorocentrum cordatum, 3696 nucleotides long. The record is from the annotation of a GenBank genome assembly. Lineage: Eukaryota; Dinophyceae; Prorocentrales; Prorocentraceae.